Molecule: messenger RNA, 1082 nt
Organism: Tauraco erythrolophus (red-crested turaco)
Lineage: Eukaryota; Metazoa; Chordata; Aves; Musophagiformes; Musophagidae
Source: RefSeq, a predicted model, not a curated record
GGUGCCGCGGGCCCGCCCCAGCCUCGCUCUCUCCCGCAGGGCUCCCGGGACCAUGACUUUCCAGUGGACGGCGGUUGCCGCCUUUCUGUACGGUGAAAUAGGAGUGAUUCUCGUGCUCUGUCUGCCGUUCAUCUCUCCGCUGAGAUGGCAGAAGAUUUUUAUGAUUCCUCUAUGGAGCAAAAUGGCAGUUUUCUGGAACAAGAUGUUCCUUACAAUAAUUGUUUUACUGAUCAUCUUGUUUCUUGAUGCUGUUAGAGAAGUUAGGAAGUACUCGGCUGUUCAUGUGAAUGAAAAGGCUGUAAAUAUCAAUACCAAUGCCUUUGAUCAUAUUCAGAUGAAACUCUUUCGAUCACAAAGAAAUCUCUAUCUCUCAGGUUUUUCCUUAUUUCUUUGGCUUGUAUUGAGACGUACUGUUACCCUUCUUACUCAGUUGGCAAAAGGGAUGGCAUCUCAUGCAGCUCUGGAAACGCAAGUUAACGAUGCUACUGAAGCAGCCAAAAAAUACAUGGCCGAGAAUGAAAGGCUUCAGGAGGCCUUGAAUGAAAAAGGAAGUGGUAGAAAGGAUUCAGCUGAAGCAAGUGAUGAAAAGUUGAAGAAGGAAGUUGAACAUUUGAAAGCAGAGCUACAGAAGACAUCAAAUGCUCUCCACAAGGCAAAUAUUGAAGUGACUUCAGUUAAAAAGCAGUCUGAAGGCCUUAAAAAGGAGUAUGAUCAACUGAUGAAAGAAUAUGAACGACUUCAGGACAGUUUAAAUGACGCAGAAGACAAGAAAGACCUGUAGGUGCAUCUAAGAUGGAUGGCAUCAGUACGGUUGCUUCAGCGCGCAAAGCCUUGUGCUGUUUAGGCUCCUGAUGUGGAUCUGAAACAAAACUUGAUUUUUUUGAAAAGCACGUGCACGGCAGGUCACUAUUCAGAUUCCUCAAAUAUAUCUUGAUUGCCAAAAUGUUCUGUGUUGCAAAUAAAAUGUUAAGUGGCUUACCUGAUUUAUCUUGGAGUUUGUCAGUGCUCUUGUGAGGAGAAACUCAAAAAAAAAUUCUUUCAAUUCCAUCUGGAGCAACUCAACUGUUCUCCAAGCUUUUGCC